AUGCCUCGAGAUCCCCUCAUUGGGCUCGUGGGAAAGCCCUCCGCGGGUAAAAGCAGCACGCUCAACAGCUUGACUGACGCGAGUUCCAAAGUUGGCAACUUUCCCUUCACAACCAUUGACCCGCAACGGGCGAUCGGCUACCUGCAAAUCGACUGCGCCUGCGCGCGCUUCAACGUCUCGGACCGGUGCAAGCCCAACUACGGCGCCUGCGUCGACGGCCGGCGCUCGGUGCCGAUUGAGCUGCUCGACGUGGCCGGGCUGGUGCCCGGCGCGCACGAGGGCAAGGGGCUGGGCAACAAGUUCCUCGACGACCUGCGGCACGCCGACGCGCUGAUCCACGUCGUCGACGCGUCCGGCACCGUCGACGCCGAGGGCAAGGAGACGCGCGGCUACGACCCCUCGGUCGACAUUGCCUGGCUGCGCAGCGAGGUCGUCGCCUGGAUCCUCGGCAACCUGAUGCAGAAAUGGGGCUCCCUGCGGCGGCGCCACGUCGCCGUCAAGGCCACGGCCACCGAGACGCUGCAGCUGCAGUUUUCGGGCUACGGGUCGACCACGGUUGUCGUGAACCGCGCGCUCGACCGCCUCGGCCUCAAGGAGCCCCUGGAGGCCUGGUCGGACGAGACGGUGGAAAAGGUGGUCAAUGCCUUCAUCGACGAAAAGUUUCCGACCGUCAUUGCCCUCAAUAAGAUUGACCACCCGGACGCGGACAAGAAUAUUGCCAAGAUUGCCAAGAUGCAGGACCCUGGCAGCAUCGUCCUGUGCUCGGCCAUUUCUGAAAUCUUUCUCCGCAAAAUGGCCAAGCAAAACUACAUCAAAUACGUCGAGGGCAGCGAGUUUGUCGACACGCGCGAGGACCUCAUCGAACAGGGCGACCCCAAUGGCGGCGGCCUCAGGGAGCUCGACGAGAAGAGCCGCAACCGGAUAGAGAAUCUAAAAGACAUGGUGCUGUAUCGCUUCGGCUCCACCGGCGUCGUCCAGGUGCUCUCCAAGGCGGCCGAGUUGUUAGGCCUGGUGCCCGUGUUCCCCGUGCGCAACGUGUCGACGUUUGUGACGGGCGCCAACGAUACAAAAUAUGUAUUCAAAGACUGCGUGCUGGUCAAAAGGGGCUCGACGGUGGGCGAUGUGGCGCGCAAAAUCAUGGGCGAUGCGCCGGUGGCGUUUGUGGAAGGCGUGGGGAACCUGAGGGUGUCAGAGGAUGAUUUGGUUUCUGUAGGCAAGAAUGAUGUAAGUGUCAACUCGGGCUAUAUUCGCUUCCACAUGUCAAGACUAACAGACAGACAGGUGCUUUCAUUCAAGGUUGGGAGGGCGUAA
Molecule: messenger RNA, 1311 nt
Organism: Cordyceps militaris CM01
Lineage: Eukaryota; Fungi; Ascomycota; Sordariomycetes; Hypocreales; Cordycipitaceae
Product: GTP-binding protein
Exons: 3
Coding region: 1-1311 (436 amino acids)
Cellular component (GO): cytoplasm
Molecular function (GO): GTP binding; ATP hydrolysis activity
Source: RefSeq, a predicted model, not a curated record